CGCGGCCUAGCGUCCAGCCCGGCCACCCGAGAGCGCGUGCCGAGGCCCGGGAGCGGAACGCGGGGCCGGGCGGAGCUGCCGCCCCCUCGCGCCGGGGCUCCGCGGGCACAAAGCGCCUUUGUGCGGCCUGGCAUCCGGCCCGAACCCCGGCGUCUCCCCCGGCCGCCCAGGCCCGCGCCCCGCGCCCCGCGCCGGGACCCUCGUCCACGGCGAGGCAUGGCCGCCAUCCCCUCCAGCGGCUCGCUGGUGGCCACCCACGACUACUACCGGCGCCGCCUGGGCUCCGCGUCCAGCAGCAGCUCGAGCGGUGGUGCCGAGUUCCCGGGAGAAGCGGCUCCCCAGCCGCCGGGUCUCCCCAAGGCCGACCCCGGGCAUUGGUGGGCCAGCUUCACCCUCCCGUUCGUGGCCCCCGUGUCGGAAUCCCCCGAGCAAUCGCCGCCGCCGCAGCCGGCCCCGGCCUCCAGCAGCGCGGUCACCGGUGGCCUGGCCCCCGCAGCCAUGAGGAAGCAGCCUGGGGGCCAGCCGGGCCAGGCCGGCGCCGGGCCCCCGUGCUGACCAGGCGGAACCUCCAGUCCAGCCCCGGCUUCUGAGGUGCUAGGCCAGAGCUCGGCCCGCCCCUCCGCCCCGCAGACUAGGCGGACUCCUGCAGAAGCUGAGAGCCCCUCCCUCCCGGCUGCACUGAGCCCUCCCAACCCCAGCAGAAAAUAAACUCCACGCAGCUGCCCAUCCCCGCGGCCUAUCUGAACCGU
Perognathus longimembris pacificus (Pacific pocket mouse) is the source of this 749-nucleotide messenger RNA. RefSeq names its product pancreatic progenitor cell differentiation and proliferation factor (gene Ppdpf). Bases 217 to 555 code for a protein of 112 amino acids. The transcript has 4 exons. NCBI's taxonomy places the organism in Eukaryota, Metazoa, Chordata, Mammalia, Rodentia, Heteromyidae. The record is from RefSeq and is a predicted model, not a curated record. Gene Ontology annotation, biological process: cell differentiation; multicellular organism development.